AUGAAUGUUAGAUUUCGACCGAAUCGGCGUCUAUUACCAUUAUGGAAACAAGCGAUUGUUCAAUUUAGUAUACAUGGUGAUUAUGAAAAAUGUUUCGACGAGGUGACAUCGAAUGGGAAUUGGUAUGCACAACUUUUGGUUAGAAAAAGUCCGUCACAAUUAUCAGCAUUCAAAGAACACCUAUUUCGAUUUUUUCAUUUAUUCAAUAAAAAUUCUGGUGUAACACUUCAACCAUGCAAUCGUUAUUCAUCAGAAAAUUGUGGAGGAAAAGUAGUGGCUACAAAAGAAUGGUUAGCCAAUGAGAAAAUUGAAUUAUUAAUCGGAUGUAUUGCCGAACUAAGUCCAGAAGAAGAACAAGCAUUUCUCAAGCCGGGCGUCAAUGAUUUCAGUGUUAUGUAUUCAUGCAGAAAAAAAUGUUCUCAACUGUGGUUGGGACCCGCUGCAUACAUAAACCAUGAUUGUCGAGCAAAUUGUAAAUUUGUUGCAACAGGCAUCAGUUCUGCUUAUAUUCAUGUCCUACGAAAUAUUGAAGCGGGUGAAGAAAUAACAUGUUUCUACGGUGGCGAUUUUUUUGGUGAUAACAAUUCUCAUUGUGAAUGUUUAACAUGUGAAAGACGAUGCAAAGGCGCAUUUUCGUCCGCUAAUCGAACAGUAACCAAUAAGGUAUCUGCAUCCACCACGGAAAAUGGACCAGAACAUCUACCAUCAUCGACAAAUAAAAAUUACCUCUUACGUGAAACAGAGCAUCGUUUACGCAAAGUUUGUCCAUCUGACUCAACUGUGACUUCUUCAUCGAAAGAGAUGAUAACAAUAAAACAAAAUCAUCAUCUUCGACGACGUCAUGCUCUUUAUUCUCGUGAUCGAAUUCCAUCACUUGAUUCCGAUUACAAUGACGAAAUACAACAUUUCUCACACGAAAUUUCAAAACCAACAGAGAAAACAGUACAACAAGAAUCAUAUCCAAAUUCUGAACUCCAAAUGACAUUGAAACAACAAGAACAAGAAGGAUAUUCUUCACCAACACAAUGUACACGAACAAGAUCACAGUCACAAUAUUCCUCAUCCUCAUCUCUAUCAUCAUCCUCCAAUAUUCCUAUAGAAAAUCCAAAUUUUGGUCAGUGGCGCAUUAAUCGAACGAUUAGUCGACAAUCGAGUACAACUACCACAACAACAAAUUCAACAGAAAACGAAGAUUCACUAUCAAUUAUGAAAACAACCAAAACUCGUUUAGUUUCAGCGAAUGAAGAAUCGAUAAAUGAUGAAAGUGAUUCAAAUCAACGUCGUUCAUCCAUACGUUUAGCACAACGACAAAAUGACAAAGAAGAACAGAAAAAAAUUCCGAAAUUGACAAUUCGAAUUAGAGGACCAGAUCCAAUAUUAUUAAAUGAAUUAGAAAAAAUCCGUAAAACGACAACAACAUCAUCGUCAGUACUGAUUAAAGUUCAGGAUGCACCAGAACUAGGCAAAAAACGAUCGGCAUGUGAAAUGUCAAUAGUUUCAACUAGAACAACAAUUAAACGACAAAAAAUAUCAUCUACAGUGGAUGAUAAUAGACGUGUAGUUUUGAAACCGGUUGAUGAUCGUUUGAACCUUAAGCGAUUAAAAAAUAAAACUUUUGGUGCUCAACAAACGCUUUAUGUUAAACGUGGUGAACGUGUUCAAUUUGAUUGUUCACAAGAUAAACGAGAAGUUGCACGAAGAAAAUGGGCACAAAGUUUACAUGGUAUUAGCGAUGAUAUUAUUUUCUUCAACUAUAAUUUAUCGAAUUAUGAAAUAAAUUCUAAACUAGAAGAUAGGUUUGAUUAUACAAAUGAUAACGUUGAAAUAUUAAUUUUGAAGAGUGUUCAAGAAAAUGAUGCUGGAUACACAUAUCGAUGUGAAAGUUCUUAUCUUGGGAAAGAUGUGACAGAACGAGAUUAUACCAUUGUUGUAAUUGAUCAACCAACAUGUACAGAAAAUGUGAGUGUAUUUCAAGGUGAAUCGGAAAAUGUUACGUGUACAACGACAGUUUAUUUUAAAAAACACACAAAACCUCCGUCAAUAAAACUUGAUUUUCAAGAAACACCAUUGUAUUCCGAUCCAGUACAAUUGUUAAACGAUGAGACAAUAACGCAACAUCACGCAAUACUCACUGUUGAUUCACUAAAAUUGGUCGCCAAUGUACUAAUUAAACCAACAUACGAUGAUAAUGAAAGACAUAUGAUGUGCGAAGUAAAAUUGAACACCAACGAUUUAAAAUCAUCUAUCUGUCAAACUUAUAUUCGCGUAAAAUUUGCACCAAGAUCAAUGCCAGAUGGUAAUGAAUCUAUAAUUACUCGUUCAAUCGAUUGGAAAACGACAGAGUUAAAAUGUCCAUUAAAUAGUAAUCCGAUUCCCAUAUAUAAAUGGCAAUAUCGAAAAAAUAACAGUCAACAAUGGAAAAAUUUGGUGGAAAAAGACACGGCUAUUAUUGUUAUAAAUAUGAAUGAAGAAAAUGCAGGAGACUACAAAUGUAUUGCAAUAAAUGGAUUAGGGAUAGAUGAAACUCAAAUUCAUGUCAUGAGUCGUCUCGAAGUUCAUACGUUACCACAAUUCAAUCUGUUCUCAGUUUAA
Didymodactylos carnosus is the source of this 2592-nucleotide messenger RNA. The record is from the annotation of a GenBank genome assembly. Lineage: Eukaryota; Metazoa; Rotifera; Eurotatoria; Philodinida; Philodinidae.